UUUCCUGGUCGGCGCUCUUUAUUUUUGGUCGUUAAAGUUUCUUUGGUUUCUUAUAAGUCUAUUUAUUAUUGAUUAAAAUAAUAUUAUUUAAUAAUAUAGUAGGGAUCUCAUGAACCAAAGGUUAAAAUUAAUAUUUUAUUAACAUGAGCGAUCCAAGUGCUUUCGGACUUGAGGACGGCGCAGCGAGUGGCCCUGCACGAUUGAACCCGGCGCAGUACAAGUUCUCGCAGGAUGAGUUGCGAGUGCUGAAGGAGUGCAACACGGAGAGCUUCUACCAGCGCUCGCUGCCGCUGGGAACAGGGUUUGGUCUGGCAGCUUUUUUUGGUGUUCAAGGAGGUCACUUGAAACCAAAUCCACGUUUCGGUGCGUUCCCCAAAGUGACGUUGGCUGUGAUAGUGGGCUACUUCCUGGGGAAGCUGUCGUACCAGCAGGCAUGUGCGGAGAAGCUCAUGGCGCUACCUGGCAGCUACAUAGGUCAGCUCUUGAGAGAGAAGAAGGAAGGAAGGUCUGGAUUCCCGUCACCGCGCUCGCCCGCAAUGUUCGGCGCGUCGCCCGAGGACAUUUACUCGGACGCGGGCCCCGGCAGCUCGCUGGACCUGGACAUGGACAGGCCGCUGUUCGGCGACGACCACUACCGAGCCGGUCAAGAGUCCGGAGUGGGGCCGACGCAGGCGGAGGGCGGGGGCGCGCGGCCCGCGCUGUCGUACGACGAGCUGCGGCGCCGGAACCGCGGCGAGUACUCCGAGGCCCGGCAGGACCCAUACAAAAUCGAACCCAGCAACAUCCCGCCGAUCGCUCGAGCCAAGCCGGACCCUCCGAGGUCAUCGUCGACGAAUAAGUACGGGGAUACGAUGGAAUAGACACAUGCAAUGAAGCGACCGGAAUAUUUACAUGUUAGUUUUUUGGGCAAACGAAUAUUGGCGAUGGCCUAUCCUGAGACUACGCCGGGCGUGGUGUAAUCUCAGGAUAGGCGUAAAUAAAUAAUGUGUGUGACAUACUUAAUACUGGCAGAUAACAUUGACGGGUCCUACGUAGUGCAGUGCAAGUUGAAAUACAACUCGACAGAUCCGUUUAAACAUUUUAAAGCUAUUUAAAGCUUUCGAUGAUAAGAAGUGAAUUUCGCAUCUUUGGAAGUGGAACUAGUAUACAUGUGACCCGUCGAUAUUAUUCUUUGUUACUUCAGGUCGCUUGUGUUGUGCUGCAAUAUACCCACAAACUUUAAAGUAAGCUUUAAUUAAUUUUUGACUGAUCAAAGGGAAUGUUUUACUUAAAGCCAGGGACAAAACUAGUGGAAAACGCGCGCGUAAUUUUCUCUAGCAGAUAAUAUUGAGGUCAUGUAAGGCGCAGCGCGAGCGGGAGAGGCCGCGCGCAGCUCAGCGUGGCGCACUGGCUGCGCAGCCAACCCAGCUUGUUGCCACUGAACACUCCCGGGUACUCGUAAACUUAUUUUUAUCGAAUCCGCCGCAUUUUUCUUUACCGAUAGCGAGGACCGAUUUAGGCACCGUAAACCUCAUACGCAAAUUUAUUAACCACUCCCUGCCUAGCAAAGGCACCGCGUCUUUAAUGUAUAAUUUAAGAUUUUCAUUGAUAAAGCCAUACUUAACGGGCACUAUAAUAUAACCGACACAUUUAGUCACUUCCGUCAUAGCUUUUUAGCUUGUAACUAUUAUCAUUUACUUUUUUUUUUUCUUUAAUCUGGCUUUACUCUGAUUAGCCAA
Molecule: messenger RNA, 1718 nt
Organism: Maniola jurtina (meadow brown)
Lineage: Eukaryota; Metazoa; Arthropoda; Insecta; Lepidoptera; Nymphalidae
Product: OCIA domain-containing protein 1-like
Exons: 6
Coding region: 144-860 (238 amino acids)
Cellular component (GO): endosome
Source: RefSeq, a predicted model, not a curated record